This is a messenger RNA of Maniola jurtina (meadow brown), 1499 nucleotides long. RefSeq names its product leucine-rich melanocyte differentiation-associated protein-like. Bases 388 to 1089 code for a protein of 233 amino acids. NCBI's taxonomy places the organism in Eukaryota, Metazoa, Arthropoda, Insecta, Lepidoptera, Nymphalidae. Gene Ontology annotation, biological process: melanocyte differentiation. Gene Ontology annotation, molecular function: protein binding. The record is from RefSeq and is a predicted model, not a curated record. The transcript has 6 exons.
UUUAUUAAAUUAAAAAUUCCACCCAAAUAAAAUACCUAAAUCACUGGGUUUUCGCCAUUAGACUUUAGAGAAAUGUGAUACAAGUUUAAUCACAACAAGCAACUAUUUAUACCAGUGUUUUCUGGACUUCCGUCUUCAUUUAUCAAAACUGGGUCGACUAUUAAUUGUGCUAUUAAAAAAUUCUUAUUUUCUAUAAUAAAUAAUGAUGCUGAAUGAUGCUUAGUAAUAUUAUUUGCAGGAUUUUUUCUAAUAUGAGCUAGGAUUAGCUAUGUAUAUAUAGUAAAUACAAAGAACUAGGAAUCCUAACCUAUCCUGUCCGUCUGGUACACUUUAUCAUUGCUGUUCUUAAGCUUGCCGUUGGAGGACUGUUUUAAGUGUUUCUUCACAAUGGAAACGUCUCAUAUUAAUGAUUUUGCACUAUCUUUCGAAAAAAAACGAUUAAGUUACUGCGGUCAAGAUUGUCAAAAAAUACCAUCAGCGUUAUGGAAAAUGUAUGGCUCUAAAGUUACGUAUCUAGAUUUGAGUUACAACAGCAUCGAGACGCUGAAAGGAUUGGAGAAUUUCACAGAAUUGGAGGAGUUGAUACUGGACAAUAAUAAAAUAGGCGAUUCUGUUUGUUUUCCGCUGAUGCCGCGGUUGAGAACAUUGUCUAUUAACAACAACCAGAUAACAGAUUUAGAUGGAUUGAUCAACAAAAUAAGCGUGAAGUUCCCAUCGCUCACAUACUUAAGCCUUCUCAGCAACAAAGCUUGUCCAAAUCAAUUAUCCGAUCUCGACAAAGAUGACAACGACUAUCAAAGAUACAGACACUUUGUUCUGUACAAAGUGCGAAAUCUGUGUUUCCUGGACUCCCGGCGAGUGUCGUCAGCGGAGCGGCGGCAGGCGGCGACGCGCGGCGAGUUCAUGCGCGUGCGCAGACCCGCUGCCGCCGGCCCGGCUCCGCCGCCGCCCUCCGGCCCGUUGGCGAGACCCUUACCUGUCGACUUCAACUCGCUGGGAAAACAUAAAGGCGCAUACGGCAAAUGUAUCUACAAAUACACGGGAAAACACUCUGAGGGCAACAGAUUUAUUCUCAACAGCGAUUUAUGAUAUCUACUACAAUUUUUUUUAUAAAGUGUGCCAUACAUACUUAGAAAUGUUCAGCUCAUAUUAGCGUAAGUCGAUAAGAUUUCUCUAAUAAUAUAUUGUUUGUGCAAAACCUGCAUUACAUUUUAAAACCCGACUUACUGCCAUCUUGAUUAGUGCCACUGCAGUAAUAUCGAUUUGUUUAGUAUAAUAUACUAAUUAAAACAAUUAUUAUGUUAAUUGUAAUUUGUAGAUUUGCUUUAGUUUAAGUUGUGGUAGGCUAGGUAGCUGUAUUUGAUAGUACUAAUUGAUAUGACAAUAUAUUCCAAGUUUUGUACUAAUAUCACUGUUUGUUGUCCAUUGUUAUCAGUAUAAGGAUAGAUUUAAGAAAUAUAUUAUCUGUUGCCAGAAUAAUAAACGAAUACAGUCAUAAA